Messenger RNA from Papilio xuthus (Asian swallowtail), 4343 nucleotides. RefSeq lists its product as uncharacterized. Bases 344 to 4039 code for a protein of 1231 amino acids. The record is from RefSeq and is a predicted model, not a curated record. The transcript has 24 exons. NCBI's taxonomy places the organism in Eukaryota, Metazoa, Arthropoda, Insecta, Lepidoptera, Papilionidae.
CGGAAUAAAACUAGAAUUUAGGAAAAGUCAAGUGAAGUAGACUGUCCAAUAUAUGUAUUAAUAUUCGCCGUAGGUCAUGGUUUUUCAUGACAAAUAGAUCAACUAUCACUUCAUUGUGAUUAAAUGAAUCAAUCAGUGUUCCCAUAUAAAGUGAAAUUUCUUAAUAGUAAAUUGCUAAGUCUUCCGACACAGUCGGGCUAAAUUGAUCAAAUGAAUGUAAAUAAUAAAACAAUAAGUGGUCGGUGUCAAGUGAUUUCUCCGCCUACUGCAGCACCGGAGAUCAUUAUGCGGUUAGCGCGACAUGCGACUUGAGUACUCUAGACUACGGAGUACUUGAGACAUUAUGUCGGGUGAAGGCGAGCGAGCGUCCCGGCCUAACUCCCUCCUGCUGGAGCCGCCUCCCCCGGAGCGUGAGCCGCUACAUUUUGAUGUGCAGCUUGUCGGAGCACCACCGGAAGUAGAACAACUGGUCAAUAAUAUCAAACAAGUUGCUGAAGACUUCCUCUAUCAUUGGAAGACAUUUCCUAUUGUGCUCCCACCAUCACAAUUCACGGGUCCCGGUAACAAACCUUCGGAUAUUAUAAUCGCACCACCAUGCGAUGAGUUGGAUGCAGCAGCGUUGGAUGCAGGAGUGGAACCCCAGCCCUUAUCCCCAAAGCAACUGCAUGCUAUACGAGAGAAAGGCUUGCACAAGGACAAAGUAUUUAACCCGAAGAAGCUAAGUACUAAACAAUUGGAAUCGAUACACGAAUGGGGGUAUGUUGUCAGGGCAACUAUCUAUGGUAUAUGUGCAAUACACGACAUUGGCGCCAAUUCGAUUUGUCAUGUUACCGGCACUGAUUAUUUAAAAACCUCAAUUCGAAUGGAAUUCGAAGUGCCAUCCCGUCACUUUCCUGGUCAGAGUCACGUGUGGCGCGUGGCAGGAUGGCUGCAACGUGGCAGAGCGCGGGCUCGCGAGGAGUUGUACUGUCACGUAGCGAGGGCCGUGGCACUCCUGGUGGUUGUGGCCAGAGACCGCCUGCUUAGAGACGAACCAUUAUCGGUAAUAGGAGGAGGAAAAGCAUUGCUACAAGGACUACAUCGAUUAUUAGAUGUCCUAAUUGGAAUGCCGUCGCUAGAAGCUAGGGAUCUUGAUAAAAAAAUUCGAGAAGAAAGGUCGAGGUACUUGGUGGCGGAACUCAUUUGUAAGCCGGAGGACCAGGAGGACAUAACGGCGCUGGCGGCGUGGGUGUCGCGCGCCAUGCGCCGCGCCGCCAGUGAGAAGACGGACGCGCGCGACGCAUUGCGCCUGGCGCCCCGCGUGCCCUGUGUAUACACCACGCCUCAGAAGACACAGGUCGACCUGCGGCUGUACCGGCGCGAGGUGGCGCGGCGCGCGGCUGGUCCGCUGCAGGCGCUGCUGGAGCGCGAGUCACGCGGCUGGUUCCUGCACUUCCGCGAGCGCCGCGCCGCGCACCUCGCCAGCCAGAAGGUGCCCAUCAAGGACAUCGAGGAGGAGGUGCGCGUGGCUGCGCUGCGGGAGUACGUGACGCGCGUGUGCAGCGCCGUGCUGGCCAGCGAGCCACUGCGCGCGCUCGGCGACGGUGUGCCCGACCUCCUCGCCGCGCAGCUCCGCGCUGCUGUGAUCAUGGACAGAGCGAAAGAGGGCGUGCAACGCAAACUGGAGGCGGGGCUGGCGCGUGCGGAGGCGCGCAUUCUGGCGACACACCCGGUGCUGUCGCGUGCUGGUGCGUGGCGCGCAGAGCGGCUGGCGGCGGCCUCGCGCAGGCUGCGUGCAGACCUCAGCUGGGCGCCCCUCGAGGACGCCGCCGCCGCCAUGCAGGCCCAGCAGCUGCACCAGCACAGAUACUUCCUGCUCAGAGACCUCGCCUUCCUGAGGGACCGCGAGCCCCUUCUUCUCAAGGAGCUGCGCGCCGCUAAGACGCCAACUCGCGAGUUCACAUGGGCCACUCGCAUCUGGCUACCACGAAACUGGUCUGUGGUGCGUCACUUCCGAGGUCGCAGCGAGCGCAUCCCGACAGUGCUGAGCACGCGCGCCACCUCCAUAGUGACGCCGCGCUCCGACCCCAGCCAGCCUGUGUUCCUGGUACACCGCGAACGUCUGCGCCGCACCGCCACGCGCUGGCCCGCCUGGCGUCUGCUCAACCUCGCACACAGGACGUGGUGCUGGGGCUGGAACAUGAUGUUCCUCCUGGGCGUGCUGGUGCCCUGGUACUCGCCGGUGUCGCUGCGCGCGCUAUUGCAAGUCAAGCCUUUUGUAACCGACUACGAGCUUUCUCAGGUAAAUGGUACGCUGUUUCCGAAACGCAGCAGCGAGACGCAGACGAUGUGGUCUCGACUACUGCGGCUCUGGCGACACGUGUCCAAGGAGAGAACACGAUUCGAGACUGAACCUGACACAGGUCUCUUGGGCAAGGGUAUGAGUCGGCAAGCGAAUCGGCUGUGGAACUACGGCGUGGUGGGGGGCCUGGGGUCUUUGGCGCUGCUGCUGGCGUUCCCGAUAUGCGCGGUGCUGUGCUGCCUGCUCUCACUCUGCGCCGCGCUCACAGUGCCGCUUUGGAUGCCCGCACUUACGCUCGCCGUGCACGCCUCCAAUGCCCUCGUGUAUGACCUCGACUGCCCCGCCCCCAAACUCAACAGGUAUUUUGUGCUACUAGAGAUAGUGGUGUGGCACAUAGGGCUGCUGGGCGUGCUGCAGCCGCUGGCAGCUUUGCUAGUGGCCGUGGUGCUCUGUCCACUCGGCGCGCUGCUUUUAUUAGUCGGUGGAGUGAGCUGGUGGGCGGGGCGCGGUGUGUGGGAGGCGGCGGCGUGGCGCGCGGUAAUCGUGCGUGCGGCUCGCGUGCCCGCACACGACUCCGCCUUCUGCAAACGUGUUGCUGGCCCCGGAGUACACACGCGCGCCUGCUAUCAGAUCACUGCGGCGCAGGCGCUUGCGGCGGUGUGUGCACGCGCAGAGCUGGAGGCGCUGGCGGAGUGGGCGGCGGAGAUCGAGAGCGUCAUCGAGCGCCCCCUGCGGGACUACGCGCACUUCGUCGACGCAUGCUUCGGUCCAUUCUCCGUGCAGAUCGCUAAGACCGGUGCAUACAAGGAGCUGGAGAAGGAGUGCAACGAGCUGGUGAUGUCUGUGCGGGAGAAGCUGGCGGCGCGCCGGCGGGACCUCGCGCUCGGACUGACGGAGGCGGCGCGCGCGCGCGUGCGCAUGACCGCACCAGACCUGCGCAAAGCGGUGCAGGCGUCUGCGCACGAGUUGUCGCGUGCGUGGGCGGGGCGCGGCGAGGAGUGGUGGAGCGCGCGCGGCCUCGAGCCCGCAGACUGGCACGCCCUCGCUGCCAACACGCUAGUAGAGGUGUUCGAUGCGGAGAUCCUGGUGGCGCUGGAGGAGGGGGAGGCGCGUCUGUCGCUGGAGGGCGGGGAGGCGGCGCGUGCGUGGGCGGCGCGCUGCGGCCGCGGCCUCGCCCCGCCCGACGUGCUGGCAGAGCGCGACCACUGGCGUCGUGACCCUCACGAACCUCACCCACAUGGUGUGUGGGGUGAAUGGAGCGGCACGCCUGCUCCACGCGUGCCUCCGCCCUCGCUGGAGGUGAGCGCGUUCAGCCCGCGCGCCCCCCUGCAGCCCCCCGUGCCGCACCCCGCUGCAGUCGCCCUCGUGCUGCACAACAGGGAGUCGGACAACACGGUGCCACUCGACUCGGAGUUAUGCGCCGACAUCUUACGCACGCUUGAAGAUGCACCCGACAUAGACGACAGACGAGAUUUGGAGAAAUGCGGCUCGGAAGUGGAGCGGUAUCGCGGCGGCGGCAGUUCCGCGAGCAGUUCGGCGAGCGGCUCGGCGAGCAGUGCGCCGAGCAGCGCCGGCUCUCCUGACGAAGAUCGCGCGGACUGUGCGCACGACACCGCCCUCUGCAGAAUAUCAGGCAGCAGAGAGCGUGCUGCGUGUCGUUGGACGCUGACGGGACGCGGUGUGAGACUGCGUGCAGACCUCGCCAGCCCUGAAGACGUCACACUGGAUACUGACAGACACGUCGGCACUUCUGUAUGAAACCUUAACUAUAUACAUAUAAGGUCGAAGUUACAUCGCAGCUAACAGAAGUAUUUGACAGUCGUCUCUGUUUCUUCAAAGAAAAUGAAAAGAGAUGGAUGUAUUACAAGUGUCAGUGCAGUGUGAGUUCUAAGACUAUACAAAUAAAGUCGAUAUUUGAUCGCAGCUAAUAUGACGCUUAUCUAGUUUAUUGUAAGUAACAAUAUGAAAUCAAACCAUAGAGUAAUAAGCUCUCUUUACUAUAGUUUGGAAAUUGAUGAAAAUUUUUUGAAAUGCCUUAACAUAUUGGCGUUUAAAAAUGUAC